Molecule: messenger RNA, 1738 nt
Organism: Leptomonas pyrrhocoris
Lineage: Eukaryota; Euglenozoa; Kinetoplastea; Trypanosomatida; Trypanosomatidae
Product: putative amino acid permease
Exons: 1
Coding region: 242-1738 (498 amino acids)
Biological process (GO): amino acid transmembrane transport
Molecular function (GO): amino acid transmembrane transporter activity
Source: RefSeq, a predicted model, not a curated record
AGUCCUUAAGUUCACCGAACACAGCACCUUCUUUUUACGCCUCCUCUUUUGCAGCCCAUCAGAUCUCUGCGAGCCGCCCACCUCACAGGAAGGAGCAAAAGGUGUAAGUACUUAAAUAUCAUUUCCAACGCCGGGAAAAGGAGCUGAAGAGCGUCAAUACGAACAUUCUUUACACUGGUUGUCCCCACGCUACACUUGCCCUGUGCACUCCGACACUUUCUCUUCACGUGCCUCAUUCAUAAUGAGCAGCUCAGAGGCAAACCAACCCUUUCGAGAGGAGCCCCGCAACGGCAACCAGCUCACCGUCGAUCCGAUGGCCCUUCAAGGGGAACUCGACGUGGUCGAUGACGGGUACGCGAUGAAGGAGGCGAAGGGCGUGGAGGAGACGAGCUCCCCCGACAGCGCGGACGCCUACGACUUUGACCGCUACGACCCGCAGCGUGAGAUCGAGCGCCAGGACCAGAUCCGUGCGGACCGCAUUGCACGCCGCCGCAUCCCCGCCAACGUCUUCCAGAAGUACUUCGGCAAAGCCGUCCCCUACGGUGGCCUGCUGUCGACGGGGCUGAACCUGGCGAGCUCGUCCAUCGGUGCCGGCAUCAUCGCGAUGCCUCUGGCGUUCAACUCGUCCGGUCUAGUGAUGGGUCUCAUCUACAUGGUGGUCGUCGCCUACCUCACCGUCUACUCUUACUACCUGCUUGGUUUCGCAGCGCAGAAGACGGGACUGCGCAGCUACGAGAUGAUCGUCCGCACGCUGUUGGGCCCCGGUGCGGACUACUUCCUCGCCCUCUGUAUGUGGCUGUUCAGCUUCGGCGCCGAGCUUUCCUACGUCAUUUCCCUGAAGGAUGUUCUCACUGCGUUCCUCGAGGAUUCCCCUAACACGCCAGACUUUUUGAGGGGCAUCUGGGGCCAGCGUGUGCUGACCGUGGCGGUGUGGCUGUUCUUUAUGCUGCCGCUGACCUUAUUGAAGGAGAUCAACACGCUGCGCUACUUCUCCUGUGUGGCGGUGCUCUUCAUCAUCUUCUUCGUCGUCUGCAUGGUGGUGCACAGCGCACAGAACGGUCUCCGCCAGCACCCCCGCCCGGAAAUCAAAAUGGUCAACACCGGCAACACCGCCAUCGGUGGCCUCACCACGUUUGUCUUCGCGUUCCUCUCGCAGCUGAAUGCGAUGGAGGUGGCGGAGGAGCUCUACAAGCCCUCCCCGCUCCGUCUCACUCUUGGGGCCUCCGUCGGUGUGGCGAUCGUUUUUGUGCUGUACCUCUUCGCCGGCCUCUUCGGCUACCUCGACUUCGGCCCCAAGGUCACCACCUCCGCCCUGAAGAUGUACAACCCUGUGCAGGAUCCGUUGAUGGGUGUCGGCUACGGUGGCAUUAUGCUGAAGCUGUGCGUCGGCUACGGCCUGCACAUGAUCCCGGUACGCCAGGCGGUCUACUACUGCUUCCGCGCCGACGUGCACAGGCUUCCGUGGUGGAAGAACGCGUGUGUGUGCACCUUUUUGGCACUUCUUUCGCUUGUUGCUGGCCUGUUCAUUCCCAGCAUCAACGUCGUCUUCGGUCUCGUCGGCGGGUUCUGCGGCGGCUUCAUCGGCUUCAUCUACCCAGCGUUUAUGAUGAUGUAUGCCGGUAACUGGACCUUCUCCUCCGUUGGCUGGUUCCACUACUUUUCCACCUACCUUCUGCUGAUUGUCGGUGUGAUCGGUGUGGUGUGGGGCACCGCCUCCUCCAUCUACGGCGAGAUCUAG